This is a messenger RNA of Lagenorhynchus albirostris (white-beaked dolphin), 947 nucleotides long. It is a transcript of the gene LTB, whose product is annotated as lymphotoxin beta. Gene Ontology annotation, cellular component: membrane. Gene Ontology annotation, biological process: immune response. Gene Ontology annotation, molecular function: CD40 receptor binding; tumor necrosis factor receptor binding. NCBI's taxonomy places the organism in Eukaryota, Metazoa, Chordata, Mammalia, Artiodactyla, Delphinidae. The record is from RefSeq and is a predicted model, not a curated record. Bases 22 to 765 code for a protein of 247 amino acids. The transcript has 4 exons.
CCUGGCCCUGGCUCAGUCUCAAUGGGGGCGCUGGGGCUGGAGUGCCGGGGUAGGCGGCCCCAGGGGAAGGGAUGCCUCCUGCUGGCUGUCGCAGGAGCCGCUUCCCUGGUGACCCUCCUGCUGGCUGUGCCUAUCACUGUUCUGGCUGUGCUGGCCUUGGUGCCCCACGAGCAGGGCGGACUGGUAACAGGGACCGCUGACCCAGGCGCCCAAGCACAGGCCCAUCAGCGAUUUGAGUCCCGGGAGUUGCCGGUGGAGGAGGAGGCAGAAACAGAUCUCAGCCCCAGGCUCCCGGCUGCCCACCUCAUUGGCGCUUGGACCACGGGGCAGGGGCUAGGCUGGGAGGCGAAGAAAGAAGAGGCGUUUCUGAGGAGCGGGACGCAGUUCUCGGGCGCCGAGGGGCUGGCCCUCCCGCAGGAUGGCCUCUAUUAUCUCUACUGUCACGUCGGCUACCGGGGCCGGGCGCCCCCUCCCGGCGGGGACCCCCUGGACCGCUCCGUGACGCUGCUCAGUCGGCUGUACCGGGCGGGGGGCGCCUAUGGAUCGGGGAGUCCCGAGCUACUGCUCGAGGGCGCGGAGACCGUGAGCCCGGUCUUGGACCCCGCCCAGAGGCACGAGUACGGGCCUCUCUGGUACACGAGCGUGGGGUUCGGCGGCCUGGUGCAGCUCCGGAGGGGCGAGAGGGUGUACGUCAAUAUCAGUCACCCCGAUAUGGUGGACUACAGGAGAGGAAAGACCUUCUUUGGGGCGGUGAUGGUGGGGUGAGGGCUACCCGCGUCCCUAAAACGACUACUGCAUGGUGGGAGUAUGUGAACGAAUCAGCCUAGAUAUUGGGGACCCAGACACCAGGGACCCCAUGGCCGUGGCGAAAAUGGAGAAGACUGUUUGGAAACUGAUUUUGAGCCUGGUGAAAAUAAAGAAGGUAAAGCUUUAGUGCUGCCGGUACA